UGAUGUAAGGUUAUCCGUAGUAUCACGCCUAUAUUUGUAAUUUCUGGGUCUGCUGGGACUAGCGUGGGCCCGCUUUAUUAAAAUGAGUAAAACCAAGUCGAAUUUCGGAGAGGGAAAGGACUUAGACAUCCAGAUUACCUUACAGGAUCAACAGCGUAUCAACCAAUUCGCUAAGUUAAACGCAAAAAAAGAUGAUCUCAAAGCUGAAAUUAAAGCGAAACAAGCCGUAAGUAGAAACCUCGAGUAUGCAAGCGAGGAAUUGGAAUUGUGCACGGAUGAAAAAGUGGCGUUUAGCAUGGGUGAAUGCUUUCUGUACCGACCGUUAGAUGAAGCCAUGGAAGCUGUCCAAGAACGCAUAAAGCAGAGGAAGGAAGAGAUCAAAGAAAUCGAGGCGAAACAGAAAUUACUCACCGACGAAAUGUCAGUGUUAAAGAGACAACUCUACGCGAAAUUCGGCGACCAAAUUAAUCUCGAGGAAGAAUAAUUGUUUUGUUUAAAUUAACUUAUGUAUUAAUACACUGCUUGUCUUUUUUUCUUCA
Cimex lectularius (bed bug) is the source of this 539-nucleotide messenger RNA. It is a transcript of the gene Pfdn4, whose product is annotated as probable prefoldin subunit 4. The transcript has 4 exons. The record is from RefSeq and is a predicted model, not a curated record. Bases 83 to 484 code for a protein of 133 amino acids. Gene Ontology annotation, biological process: protein folding. NCBI's taxonomy places the organism in Eukaryota, Metazoa, Arthropoda, Insecta, Hemiptera, Cimicidae. Gene Ontology annotation, cellular component: prefoldin complex; cytoplasm.